This is a messenger RNA of Plasmodium knowlesi strain H, 3513 nucleotides long. RefSeq names its product protein AMR2, putative. Bases 1 to 3513 code for a protein of 1170 amino acids. NCBI's taxonomy places the organism in Eukaryota, Apicomplexa, Aconoidasida, Haemosporida, Plasmodiidae. The transcript is spliced from 2 exons. Gene Ontology annotation, biological process: regulation of mitochondrial mRNA stability; mitochondrial RNA processing. The record is from RefSeq and is a predicted model, not a curated record. Gene Ontology annotation, molecular function: RNA binding. Gene Ontology annotation, cellular component: mitochondrial matrix; ribonucleoprotein granule.
AUGCUGCAAUGUACACAAUUGAAAGGAUGUAGAAAAUCGAAAGAAUUGAUGUUAAGACUACUCAUCAUUAUUUGUUUUUUUGUCAAACUGUACUUUUUUAAGAAAACAAAUUCCCAAAGCAGCAGCCAUUAUUACCUAGCUCUGUUCAGGAGAAAUGGGAACCUUCCGCUUUUACACCAGAAAUGCGGAAAGCCUUUCACCAAAAGGUAUAAUUUUGGAAGAGUUACCAAUAGAUGUGACAAUGGAUGUGUCCACCACGGUAGCAGGAAGAAAAUCGCCUUUCUUGUGACUCGUUUUAACCUAACCGGCUGUACCAAAGAUGGAAAAAAGAGGAGAAGCACCACGAGGGGACUCCCACCUAGCACCUGCUUGAAGCUAACGAGCGGGGAGGAUCAAGGUAAUUCACUUGGAGAAACAGCGGACUAUGAGGUCAACGUAAACGGAGAAAGUGACAAUGGAGGAGGGGACAAGAAAGAUGGGGACAACGGAAGGGGGGACAAACCCCAAAUCAGUGCCAACAGAAAAAAAAAAAAGUUAAGCUUUAAAUUUACAUCGUGGAAUAACACCAACGAAAUGAACAGCUUUGACCUGGAGAAGUAUAGCAAGCACAACGACUCAGUAGGUAGUGAAAACUUCUCCCCAAAUUUUCAGUCCGCCUACUACUCGGCUAAGAGUACAUCCGGAAAACCCAGUGCCAAUCACACGAACAUAAUCAUUAAUCAGGAGUUAGUCAAUGCCCUGUCGGUGGAAGAGAUAUUCGAUGUCCUUAACAAGCACAGCGAAAACGCUAAAACAGAUUCGGAAAAAAAAAAAGUUUUUAAUGAAGUCAAUAUCGUGACGGCUUAUCACCGAAUAGCCAAACAUGUGAAAAAUAAAAAUUUCUCCUCGAAGGGAGAAGGCAGAGGAAGACAAGGAGGAACAUCAAGCAGCGACUUCGACCCGGUGACCUUCAGCCUCUUCGAGACCUAUUCCCCGGUGGGGGGAUGGAAUUCAAUUGAGGAGCGGUCCAAGGGAGAGCAAUCCAGUGGGGUAUAUCGAGCAGAUCUUUUCCCAACGGACGAACAUACGCGGCGCGAAGAAGACCGCCCUCCCUGUAGCAACCACACAAAUCUUCUGACCAGACGCACCUACAGUAGCAUCUAUGCGUUGAUGAAGCAAACUCUACUGUCCAACGCGCCUGUAAUCCCAAAACACGUGGCAAACAUCGCAUGGGCCUCAGCCAUUUUGUCCAACAGAGAAGUAGACAUAUGGAACAAUAUAAAAAAAAGAUUUUUCGAAAAUGCCAACAAUUUCAAGGCACAAGAAAUUUCUAUCAUCCUUUGGUCCUUCAGUGCAAUCAAGUUCGAAAUAAUUACCACUAAGGAGGAGUUCAUUUCUGUGCACAACUGCUUGAUGAAGUACUUGAGGGAAUAUAAAUUUAAGGCUCAAGAAUUUAGCAAUGUCAUUUGGGCCAUCGCAACAUCCAACUGUUGUAACUACGACCUGUUAAUCAGCCUCUACAAUUAUGCGUUGGAUAUUUUUGAUUCUCUUCUAUUGAAGGAUAUAGCCACCAUUUUGUACAGUCUCUCUAUUUUUGCGGCGGAUUCUUCUAAUAAGGAUAUUCUCGAUGUCAUUAGAGAAAAUCACUUGAUAAAAUUUGGCAUAGAGAAAGACUACUUAACAAUUUGUAAACUUAACCGAGACUCCACAAAUCAAUCAAAAGAUAUAUUCGGAAAAAAUUUCAGCUAUUUUAAACGAACCAGUGGAGAUGGACAUUCAGAUGUCACCAUUAAUAGUUUAGUGAUGAAUCAAAAUACAGAUAGUGAUAAAAAAUACGCAGCUUUUCUUCUGUUUGAAAAUUUUUUGUUAUAUUCGCUGGAGAAAAUUACCAAGGAGAAGGACAAAAUGACUAUGCGGACAUGGUCUAGCAUUUUCUGGCCCUGCGCGAAUAUCGGCUUGGGUCUCUACAGGGAUGUGCCUUCACAGCACAAGUUACGCUACUACACGUAUGGCGUUUAUGGAAAUUGUGGAAACAUUACCCUUGGUGAAAGCGUUAAGGGAAAUACCCUCUACGGUAGCAGAGAGGCAAACACCCCCCCCCAAAUGAAUGCCUCUGAGGAAGCCACUCCGCCCACGAACUGCAAGCCAUAUGUUCACAUCACCGACGGAGAGUACGUCUUCCCCCUGAUGGAGGAGGAUAUUCGCCAGGAGACAUGUACCCAGUUGAACCAGAAAGAAAUGGCGGACCUCGGAAUAAGUGUUCCUCUAGAUAUAUAUAACAGGAAGGAGAACAAAGUGAGCCAUUCUCCCCCAAAUACGCCUCACGCGAAAAUAUGGGAUAGUAAUCAUUUCGAGGAGAUGGACCGCCAAACAAUGCGGACAAGUGAAAGUAUGCAUGUGAAAGGAUUGGAGGAAACGCACAAUGAGCAGCCGUUUAGCAAUGUGAAUAACAAUGCCCCUAGGGUGGGUUCAAACGGGACACAACAGAUUCACUUACCAAACGACGAAAUGAACAAACCGAUUUCGAACACCCCUCAUGGUGGGAGCACACUAAUCAGUAUAGGGAACAAGAGCCCAGAAGACGAAUCACACCAACAGAGAAGUAACCCUAAAGGGGGGGGACAAAUAGAAGAGGACAAAUAUGCCAACUUUAUGAAUCACAUAAACGAGAAAAAAGAAGACGAAAAUUUAUAUAAUGACACAAACAGGAGCGCGGUGAUGGUGAAGUUGCUAAGCCUCUUCGAAUCACAGUUGAAAGAAAAAAGUGUAAAGUGGAGCAAGUGUGAAGUUCAGUCCAUUGCUAACAUCCUGUGGAGUCUUUCCAUCUUGAAUCUCUUCCCGAGUGGUAUUUUUGAAAAUGCACUACAGGAAUGUAAUAAGAGAUUUAUAAAAUAUGGAAAAAAAAAAAAUUCAAGCAAAUUGCAAUUUUUUAUCUCGCAAAUCCAUCAGUCACAGUUGUAUCAGGCCUCUUUUGCUUACUGCUUAUUUUUAAUGAGGAAAAAUUCAAAGGCCAGUAAACAAAUAGACAAAAGAUAUGAACAAACGGUGCCUCCAAAUGAACAUAUCGAUAAUACUACGUCGUUGAAGAGAAAAAUACAAGCUACAUUUGACAAAUAUUUCAAAGUCUCCUCCAACACGUUAAGUAUAUGGAAAAAACAGCUAGCUAGAAAUCAACGGAAAGAAGAAAAAAAUCAAGUUUCUUCAUCUGUACAUAAGAAAAUUUCGAACGAUUUGAGGCACCUUAAUAUUUUUCACCACAACGAGUAUUUCAUUUUGGACUCCCUUCUCGUGGAUGUUUACGUACCCAGUGCGAGGGUCGCCAUUGAAAUAGACGGACCUAGCCAUUUCCUCCAGAAGGGGAAACUCAUUUUGUACAAUCCCAAUUCGCUCUUCAAGAAGAGAUUGCUGAGGGCGCUUGGCUUUUCCGUCAUUUCCAUUUCCAUUAGCGAGCACACCUUCAUGUUCAGCGCCUUGAAUACUUUCAAUUUUUUGAAGAAGUUCCUAAGCAACGUGAACUUUGGCAGAGACGGUUAG